Aedes albopictus (Asian tiger mosquito) is the source of this 1026-nucleotide messenger RNA. RefSeq names its product brachyurin-like. Bases 68 to 970 code for a protein of 300 amino acids. The record is from RefSeq and is a predicted model, not a curated record. Gene Ontology annotation, biological process: proteolysis. Gene Ontology annotation, molecular function: serine-type endopeptidase activity. The transcript has 3 exons. Lineage: Eukaryota; Metazoa; Arthropoda; Insecta; Diptera; Culicidae.
AAAUUGGCAAAGCUACCGAUGAACUGCUUCAGUUGAAGAACUGCAUCCACUGGGAAAGCAAUACAAAAUGUACAAAAUACUCGUGUUGGCGGUGGCCAUUGCCGCCGUUUCGGCCAUCCAAAGCCCAGAAUUCGAUCCCAAGACGAUCGAUUGGUCGAUCGUGCGAACCCUGCGAGAGACAGACAAGUACCGUGCCCGAUUUGGACUGGCCCCACUGAGCGAUGACGAAAUCCGCCAGUCUCGUAUCUCCGGAGGAACCGUCGCCACUCCAACGGACAUCCCGUGGGCUGCCGGAGUUUUGAUCCAUGGAGGCACCUCGGGACACAGCUUCUGCAGUGGAACACUGAUAUCGGCUCGUUUUGUCCUGACUGCCGCGGAUUGUGUCGUUGGUGAAAGUAACAUCGCCAUCGCUCUGAAUGCUGCUAACAUGGCGAACAUCGGAACGUUGAUCUCCGUCUCCCACGUGCUGAUUCACCCGAACUACAGUUCCUUCUUCAAUCGCGAUAACCUCGCCAUUCUUACCCUGAGCCAGGAUGCUCCCAUCGAUGAUUCCACGAUCCGCACGGUCCUGCUGCCACGUCGUUCAGAUGCUGGACUGUCCUUCGUCGAUUGGUCGGCAACGACGGCCGGUUGGGGAGUCACUGGUAACCGUGACAAUGAACCUGUUCCGACACAGUUCCUGCAAUUCGCCACGGAUAGCGUCACUUCGAACCUGGCAUGUCAGCUAUCGUACACCUGGGUCAGAAGCACGCAUAUCUGCGUCCAGACGAACAACGGUGGCCCAUGUGAUGGCGACGAAGGAGGUCCCGUUACGGUGCGUGAGGCAAAUCGCAUUUUCCUGAUUGGCAUUCACUCGUUCCACUUCAGCGGAAUUCGUGGGUGUGACCGUGGUCGUUCGGCCGUCCAUACCCGUAUCACCGAGUACCUUGAUUGGAUCGAACAAAACACUGACGUAGUUGUUCCAGCAUAGAUAGUCUUAUCUUGAGCCAAUUGUUUUUCGUCAAUAAACGGUUUAAAAACGCAUAA